UCAUCAUUCUGCGACGCUGUGGCUGGGGAAACGCGAGUGAAGUCUGAGCGUGUUAGCUAUUUGGAUUGCCCUUGAAUGUACUUGGCACGCUCCUUGUUCAGGAUGUCAGGCCACACCCCUUCGCUGGUGAGACUGGAGCAGAGGGCAGCCGAGGCGGAUCAGAUCAUCGAUUACCUCAAACAGCAGGUCCAUCUGCUGAAAGAAAAGGCCAUGGUGCAGGCCACCGUGAGAGAGGAGAAGAAGCUGAUGGUGGAGAACGCCAAGCUGAAAAAGGAGAUUGAAGACCUGAAGAGGCAACUCCUCGAGAAGGAAAGAAGGAGAGGAGUGAUCGUGCCCAUGCCUUCAGAAGACUCCAGUGUCCAGUGUGCUUCCAAGCCCUCAGCACCAGAGUCAUCGGCUAAACCAGCUCCUGCAGUUCCAGCCUCCACUGUUAAAACCCCUCCAGCCGACAGCACCGAGGCCAAGACCAAAGCUAAAGCAGAGAAGAAAGGAGAGAAGAAGGCUCCGCCCCCUCAGGUGGACUUGAAGGUGGACGUGUCCCGUUUGGACCUGCGUAUCGGGCGGAUCGUCACGGCGAGGAAGCACCCGGACGCUGAUACUCUGUACGUGGAGGAGGUGGAUGUGGGUGAAGCGGCGCUGCGCACUGUGGUCAGUGGCCUCGUCAAACACGUCCCACUAGAGCAGAUGCAGAACCGCAUGGCAGUGUUCCUGUGUAACCUCAGGCCAGUUAAGAUGAGAGGAAUCGUGUCUCAGGCCAUGGUUAUGUGUGCCAGCACUCCGGAAAAGGUUGAGAUCCUGGACCCACCCAGCGGGGUAGAACCUGGCGAACGAGUCACUUUCCAGGGAUUUCCAGGUGAGCCGGAUAAAGAUUUGAACCCCAAGAGGAAAGUGUGGGAGCAGGUCCAGCCUGAUUUGCGCACUGAUGACGAGGGCGUGGCCAAUUACAAAGGGGCUGCGUUCGAGAUCGCUGGGAAAGGAGUUUGCAAAGCUCCGACCAUGAGGAACAGUGGCAUCAGAUAAAGCCGCAGAACCUUUGGAAGCUCAGGACUCUGGGAAGUAAAUGAGGACUGAGUCUGUAACAUCUGUAAGGCUUUCUGAAAUGACAAUAAAGGAUUUGGACAUCA
Molecule: messenger RNA, 1124 nt
Organism: Neoarius graeffei (lesser salmon catfish)
Lineage: Eukaryota; Metazoa; Chordata; Actinopteri; Siluriformes; Ariidae
Gene: aimp1a
Product: aminoacyl tRNA synthetase complex interacting multifunctional protein 1a
Exons: 7
Coding region: 76-1020 (314 amino acids)
Molecular function (GO): tRNA binding
Source: RefSeq, a predicted model, not a curated record